Fraxinus pennsylvanica is the source of this 519-nucleotide messenger RNA. The record is from the annotation of a GenBank genome assembly. NCBI's taxonomy places the organism in Eukaryota, Viridiplantae, Streptophyta, Magnoliopsida, Lamiales, Oleaceae.
AUGUAUACAUAUAUAAACCCACAGCCACAAUUCCCAGAGCAAGAACAAUUAAAGUGUCCCAGGUGCGAUUCUACCAACACCAAAUUCUGCUAUUACAAUAACUACAACCUCUCUCAGCCGCGCCACUUCUGCAAGAGCUGUAGAAGGUACUGGACUAAAGGCGGUGUGCUUAGAAACAUCCCUGUCGGCGGUGGCUCCCGGAAGAACACCAAGCGAAGCUCCUCCUCCGCCGUUGCCUAUUCUUCCACUGCCCACCACCCCAAACGCCCUGCCCCCGCCACGUCUUCUGUCUCGCCACCAGUCAGUGGAACAAAUACUGAAACAUUUCCUCUUAAGGCAAAUAAUUACCUGGAGCAAUUUGGGAGUACCAGCUCAUUGUUGGGGACUAGUGGAGGACAAUUUGGUAAUUUUGUUGAUGGAAGAAAUUUGCAGAUGGAUGGGUCGGGUUUUGAACCGGGUUACGCGUCAGGAUCCGGUCCAAAAUGUGGACCUACAAGUGAGGUUGGAAGGUGGAAGUGA